AUGACGGAUUGGACAUAUUCGGAUGGAUUUGAAUCCCGUACCGAAAUUGCCAAUUGGGUAAAUGUGGCAGCAUUUGUGUUGUCGGUAUAUCUACUGCUAUCAUUUGCUGUCCUUCCCGUCAAGUAUACUCAUCGGCACUAUUUGAGUGUCUGUCUGACCUUGGGAGUGGUAUUUAUGGAGCUCGCUUUCAUUAUCCCGCUGGGCACGAAACCGGCGCAGUGCUUCAACGAAAUUACCCCCAAUGACAUGAAAUCAAGCGGCUCUUGCGCAAUUAGCGGCGCCUUCUUGUUGUUUGGAGGUUGGGCUAUUGUCAUGUGGGUUUUCGUCAGAGCCCUAGCCCUUCAUCUCCAGAUCUGCUGGGAGGUUGUGCUUGGAGACAAGUCAUUCUACACGGCGCUGGUUCUGGGGUGGCUCAUCCCCGUUGUUGGCCUCGCCUUGACGCUCAGCCUGACUGGAGUGUCCUUCCGGUUUGGCAACGUCUGCCACAUCAACCACAAAGAUGCUCUUCAAGAUUACUGGGGACCCCUCUUGGCCUUUGCCGCCUUGGCGCUGGUGUUGCAAUUCGUCACCAUUGGCUACUGUGUCCAAGUUUACGUCAAGAGUCUUCUCGACGACAAGCCAACCACAAAUACCAGCUCUCAGCCUCCGACAUAUCAAGGGAGUAUGAAGACGGUGACGGCAAGGCAAACUUACCGCCGAGUCAAGAGAGUGAUUGAGCUUCAAUGGCGGGGAGCCAGCAUUGUGCUCGUCAUCAUCGCAGAAGUUGUGUUUUUCUCGGUGGUGUUUGUCUCGAUGGACAACAGCACCAAAGUCGACGCAGAGCUUUUGCAGAAAUCGCAGCGUUGGCUGACCUGUCUGGUGGCCAACAAAGGAGACAAGAACAAAUGCCUGUCUCUUGCGGGCGGUCUGGUAAAAUCAGAGGCGGUGGUUAUGGCAGUACUGAUUAUCCUCGGGUUGAGCGGUUUCUGGUGCUUGAUGUUCAUGGGCCGCUGGUCGAUGACUCAUGGCUGGGCCGAAUUCUUCCGAACAAGAUUGUUUCGCAAGAGUGAAUUUGUCUCGGCGGAUGCCAGACGGUUCUCGAACGACCCUCGUACGUACGAAAUGCUAAGCGGAGCGACGCCUCAACUGAACAUCCAAACCCCAGAUCGAGCUUUGACGAGCCCCAGAAUGCGGAGCGAGUUCUCGCACACGGAUACAAAGCAAGAUCUGUAUGGCUCGGGGAGAGCAUAUGUCACUCCGGUGGCGAGCUACUCCCAUCCCACUCCCCCGACCCAACACAAAGAAUGGGAUCCGAGGUCGACACACGCCAGGCCGAUCGAUGUAUCCGGAAAAGGCCUUGAAAUGAACAUAUAUCCGGGAUGA
Fonsecaea pedrosoi CBS 271.37 is the source of this 1362-nucleotide messenger RNA. RefSeq lists its product as uncharacterized. Gene Ontology annotation, cellular component: membrane. Gene Ontology annotation, biological process: G protein-coupled receptor signaling pathway; cell surface receptor signaling pathway. Lineage: Eukaryota; Fungi; Ascomycota; Eurotiomycetes; Chaetothyriales; Herpotrichiellaceae. The coding region runs from base 1 to 1362 and encodes 453 amino acids. Gene Ontology annotation, molecular function: G protein-coupled receptor activity. The record is from RefSeq and is a predicted model, not a curated record. The transcript is spliced from 4 exons.